Penaeus indicus is the source of this 1384-nucleotide messenger RNA. RefSeq names its product large neutral amino acids transporter small subunit 2-like. Bases 536 to 1339 code for a protein of 267 amino acids. The transcript has 5 exons. Lineage: Eukaryota; Metazoa; Arthropoda; Malacostraca; Decapoda; Penaeidae. The record is from RefSeq and is a predicted model, not a curated record. Gene Ontology annotation, cellular component: membrane. Gene Ontology annotation, biological process: amino acid transmembrane transport. Gene Ontology annotation, molecular function: L-amino acid transmembrane transporter activity.
AGUGACUCCAUCGUGGCGAGAGGAAGCAGUGCCUCGUGAGAAGUGACGGUGAGAGCAUAGUCCGCUUGUCGCUCUUCCUCGUCAAGUGAACUCUACGGAAGCUUAUGUUUUCAUAGUUGAAGAAAGGUGAAGCGCAUUCAGGGAAAAUUCCACUUUGCAAGUCCGUCGACCCAGUGAUGCGAACAAGAACACUUGACAGAGCGAGUUCGGCGAUAUAGGCAGCGUGUAGAUAUUGCAUGGGUCGUCUCGGUGCUUGUUCACCCGCACAUAAACAGCCUUCAGAAGAAUCAGGUAAUCUCGGCUUGUUAAUUGGGCCAGUCGUGAAAAUGUUCUAAGAAUGUACACAAGUGCUUCAGAGGUGUCAAAUCAAGGGUUGGAAAUCGCAGAGGAGCAGUCAGUGUGUGUCAGUGCGGAGGACCUGUUUCGACCUUGCCCACACAGCGCGAUCGCCGUCUGUGGUAGCUAGCCGUCACCGACGCCGCCACCACCGUUGCCACGACCAGCGCCCCUCGUGUCCCUGGAGAGAGCCUUCAGCAUGGCGACGGCGCAAGACACAGUUGCAGCCGCGACGGCCGAGUUGGAGCCCUUGGCGACCUCCUCCCAGACGGGGUCAAAGGAAGGAGAAGGCGGCGAUGGAGAAGGCACGUCAGGAGUGAAGCUGAAGAAGGAGCUAGGCUUGACGGAGGGCAUUGCCAUCAUCGUGGGGAUCAUCGUUGGUUCGGGCAUCUUCGUGUCUCCCAAGGGCGUGCUCGAGUAUAGCGGCAGCAUUGGCGUGGCGCUUAUCGUGUGGGGGGUGUCGGGCCUCCUCUCCACCGUGGGUGCCCUGUGCUACGCCGAACUAGGUACUAUGAUCCCCAGGAGCGGCGGGGACUACGCUUACAUCCACGAGGCUUUUGGUCCCCUCAUGGCUUUCCUGUACCUGUGGGUGGCGCUGGUGAUCAUCAUGCCCACGGGGAACACGGUCAUCGCCCUUACCUUCGCUAACUACAUUCUGCAGCCGCUUUUCUCCGAUUGCGACGCCCCGCCCGAUAUACCCGUGCGACUCCUGGCGGCCGUUGUUAUAUGCUUCCUCACGUGGGUCAACUGCUCGAACGUGAAGUGGGCGACCAAAGUGCAAGACAUAUUCACGGGCGCCAAGCUGCUGGCCCUGGUGAUCAUCGUGGCCGCCGGCGCGUACCACCUCGCGACGGGCAACCUGGACAACUACCAGAAGCCCUUCGUAGGGACCAACUGGGAACCCGCUGCCUUCGCCACCGCCUUCUACCAGGGGCUCUUCUCCUUCGCAGGAUGGAACUACCUCAACUUUGUCGUAGAAGAGCUGAAAGACCCAUACAAGUAAGUUAUUGUUUGGUUUACGUAUUUCUACGCGCGCGCACACAUUCUC